Funneliformis caledonium is the source of this 759-nucleotide messenger RNA. The record is from the annotation of a GenBank genome assembly. NCBI's taxonomy places the organism in Eukaryota, Fungi, Glomeromycota, Glomeromycetes, Glomerales, Glomeraceae.
AUGAGUGAAAGAACUAGUAUUAUCCUUUUUGGACUAACUGGUGAGGGAAAGUCCACUAUUUCUAACAUGCUGAUUCAAGGCGAUAUUCAUUAUGAAUCCAAUGCGUUCGAAGUAAAUGAUACUGCAGCUGGUGUAAGUUUAAAUGUAAAUUGCAGUUUUAAUGAGCGAUUUAUAGUUUACGAUACGAUUGGAUUAGGUGAACCAAGUUAUGGAACUGUUCCACAUAGAAAUGCUGUCAGAGAGAUAAGAAAUUAUUUUUCUGUAUGUGGGGUGCCACUCAACUAUAUUGCUUACGUUAAAAAGAAGGGUAGAAUUACAGAUAAAGAUCGUGAAAUGUUUAAAAUACUUAAAGAUAUCUUUACAGGAGGUGAAAAAAAUGUCAUUAUUAUUAUCACUGAUGGUAAUCAGGCAUGGGUCGAAAAAAACUCUGAAAAAUUGAAGAAUUUUGGAGAUUAUCCGAUUAUUCCGGGAAUUGUACUUGAAGUUCUUAGCUCGAACCAGAAGACCGAGAACAAAGUAGUUCAAAUCAUUGAAAUUAUACCAGUAGUUGGAUCGUCAUAUCAACUGAUUUCUUCCGGUGUUUAUUAUACGAUGGGAAAGUCAAAUUUAGCAAAAGAACGACUUAAAAAUGGAGCUAUCGGGGUAGUUAUAGACGUUACGUGCGUUGGUGCUCUUCGUGAAGGUGCAAUUGUGGGUAAAGCUGCGUAUAAAGGAAUAAAGGCGGCAGCAGUUUAUACAUUUAAUAAAUCAGAUAAAUGA